GAGAGAGAGAGAGAGAGAGAGAGAGAGAGAGAGAGAGAGAGAGAGAGAGAGAGAUGGAGAGUGACGAGAGCGGGGCUUCGCUGCCGUCGACGGGACCGGACGCUCGGAAGCGGCGAGUGAGUUACUUCUACGAACCGACGAUCGGCGACUACUACUACGGUCAAGGCCAUCCCAUGAAGCCUCACCGGAUCCGAAUGGCUCACAGCCUCAUCGUCCACUACCACCUCCACCGCCGCAUGGAGAUCUCCCGCCCUUCCCUCGCCGACGCCUCCGACAUCGGCCGCUUUCACGCCCCCGAAUACGUCUCCUUCCUCUCCUCCGUCUCCCCGGAAUCCAUGUCCGAUCCUUCCUUGUCUCGCAGCCUCAAGCGCUUCAACGUCGGCGAGGACUGCCCCGUCUUCGACGGCCUUUUCGAUUUCUGCCGCGCCUCCGCCGGUGGCUCCCUCGGUGCCGCGAUCAAGCUCAACCGCAAGGACGCCGACAUCGCCAUCAACUGGGCCGGUGGUCUCCACCACGCUAAGAAGAGCGAGGCUUCUGGGUUUUGUUACGUCAACGACAUCGUCCUCGGGAUUCUCGAGCUCCUCAAGAUUUUUAGGAGGGUUCUCUACAUAGAUAUUGACGUUCACCAUGGAGAUGGAGUAGAAGAAGCCUUUUACACCACUGAUAGGGUUAUGACCGUUUCUUUCCACAAAUUUGGGGACUUCUUCCCAGGGACCGGACACAUAAGAGACAUAGGGGUCGACAAGGGGAAAUACUACGCUCUGAAUGUUCCCUUGAAUGACGGUAUGGACGACGAAAGUUUCCGCCGUUUGUUCAGGCCGAUUAUACAGAAGGUUAUGGAGGUGUAUCAGCCAGAAGCAGUUGUACUUCAGUGCGGGGCUGACUCUUUAAGCGGUGAUCGAUUGGGUUGCUUCAACUUAUCGGUCAAGGGCCAUGCUGAUUGCCUUCGGUUCUUGAGAUCUUUCAAUAUUCCUCUCAUGGUAUUGGGCGGUGGAGGGUAUACUAUCCGCAAUGUCGCCCGAUGCUGGUGCUAUGAGACAGCAGUUGCUGUUGGUGUGGAGCCGGAGAACAAACUUCCUUACAACGAGUAUUUCGAGUACUUUGGGCCAGACUAUACACUUCAUGUCGAUCCAAGCCCCAUGGAAAACUUAAACGCACCGAAAGAUAUGGAAAAAAUAAGGACCACGUUAUUGGAGCAACUCUCUAAACUGAUACACACGCCUAGUGUACAGUUCCAGCACACUCCACCGAUCAGUCAACUCUCCGAGGAGCCGGAAGAGGAGAUGGAGAAAAGGCCAAAACCUCGCAUUUGGAGUGGCAGUUCAACUUAUGAUUCAGAUUCAGACGAGGAUGAGAAACCUCCUCGUGGUGACCAAUUUCAUGAUUUUCCCACAGACAGGUAUUCCACGGGCGAGGAUGAGAUGGACGAGGACAAACCGGAAGUGAAGCCCCCUCCCCCUCCUUAAAACCGACCGUACGCACAAACACAUGCUUUUGAAGAUUAGAUUACAGGGGGGGGGGGUUAUGAUAGUGCCGUUAGAUUAGGGCAAAACAGAGUCUGAAGAAAGGGUUCUUUUGGGUUUUGAAGCUUUUAACCCUUGAUUGGCGAAACACAACCGAAAGAUGUGAUCUUGCGAAUUAUUAUAUUCUUUGUGGUUGUUGGAAUGAGAUACUUUGUCUCGCUUUGAACUUGAUUGGUUAUGCGUGGAGUUAGGGUUUCUAAAAGACUCUGUGUUUCAGUUUAGAGGCUGACCGCUGUGUUUUCAGGCAAGGCUUUUACGGUUUGAUGGAGGAUUUGUGUAUUGUCAAAAAUCCGGCAACUUGUGGAGUUUCUCUC
Messenger RNA from Tarenaya hassleriana, 1837 nucleotides. Its product is annotated as histone deacetylase 6. Lineage: Eukaryota; Viridiplantae; Streptophyta; Magnoliopsida; Brassicales; Cleomaceae. The transcript has 6 exons. Gene Ontology annotation, molecular function: histone deacetylase activity. The record is from RefSeq and is a predicted model, not a curated record. The coding region runs from base 54 to 1466 and encodes 470 amino acids.